UUAACUUCAAUGUCAUUGUAAAAUAUUUAUUUUUGUAGUUUAUGGGAGCAAGGGAGAGUUUUAUUUUUGUAUUAUUUUUUUGAUAUGUGAAAUACCAUGUUACAAUUAUUAUUAUCAACAUUAGAAACUAGGGAGAGAAAAUUGGAACAAGGUGCUUUAGUAGCAGAUCCGCUGAUUAUUGCUGAACGUGUGGUAGAUCCAAAUAAUCCUUUUAUAAAAGAUGAGCUAUUUGAUAAUGAAUUUCUCUUUAGAGAGAUCGCCUACUUUAUUGCCAGAUUAGAUCAAUUUGAAAAUGCUUUAAUCUUCUUUAAUAAGGCUGUAUCUCAAACACCAACUAACAUAAGGUCUCUACUGGGUCGAUCGAAGGCCAGAGCAGCAGCAUGCUAUUAUAUAGGUGCAUUGGCGGACACGUAUAGAGCGUUUAGCAUUGCACCUGAUAAUCCGACUGUGUCUGCUCAAAGAGCGCUUAAUCUGUAUUUAAUGUCAGAGUUCGAAACCGCCUUAAUUCACAAUUUGAGACAUCUCACGGAAAGAAUAAAGCCGGAAGUGUUCUCAGAUGGAGUUCGACAUUGUUCGAUUGCUAUUGAAAAUUCUGUAGGGGAAUCUGCUGGAACCCCUCUACGUGAUUAUUUUAAAUUAAUUAGAAAAAUUGCGUGGGUAAAAAAUAUCCUCUCGUCCCACCCCGACAACUUUAUUCCAAGGGGAAAAAAAGAUAAGAAGUUAGAUAUUGGAAAAAUAAUUUUAAAAAACCAUGCUGAGAAGGAUAAGAAGAAAGUCAAACGUCUCUCUGUGAAAGACAGUCAACCAGCAAAGAGAGAAAUAUACGACACUCUUCACGAUGUAACAGAAACGAGUAGCAAUAUCGUUAUACCACCGUUUACUGAAGAAUAUCCAUUUUCUCCUGUGCAGCAUUAUACAACUAAUAUUGAAAAUUUUAUGUCAGAAAAGUAUUUAGAUGUCAUGUAUAGAGAGAAGAACUUCCUUAGAGAUAUAAAAUAUAAACAUGGCAUUGAAUGUCCAAACGCUAAAGGAACACAAAAAAUUAAAGCCCUGGCUAAGAAAGCAUAUCAAGUCGUAUCGGGUAAACAGGAGCUUCUACGUAGUCGUCGUCCAUUUUACCACCUAAGAUAUCAAGUAGAUAAAUGUACCACAAAUGUUGAAAAGCGGUUAAAACAAGAGCAGUAUUUAAUUCAACUAAAUUACAGAAAAGAAGCCGAAGCUUUACUUAAGAAAAUGGUGAUUGCUCAAGAUAAACAUAACCUCUACACCACUCUUACAGCAUGUGAGCAACUAGAUCAUUUUUGUCAAAACAAAUCAAAGAAAUACCUUCCAGACAAACAGUAUUUUAUGAGUGAAAUAUUCAAAGUAGUAAGGAAAGCCUUCUAUCAGCUUUUGCGACUGAAUCCCAUACAGUUUAAAUGGGAUCAAGAGAAAAGAAUUAUGUUAUCAUUUGGUCUACCAGUAAGUAGAUGUCCAUCAAAUGAUUCUGUGAUAAAUAAUUACCAACCUGCUUUUGUGGAUUUUAGAAAACGCAUUGAAAUCUUCGAAAACAAAAUCGAACAGGCAGAGUCUACUGAAGAGAUAUGCUGGUGUGCCCACGAAUUAGGACGAUUUUAUUUACAUACUAAAAAGUAUGAAAUGGCCAGAUCAUACGCGUUUAAUUGUCAGAGGCAAGCGACGAAAGAUCCUGAGUUGUUUGAAUGGAACGUCAAUGCGUGCGUUUUGCUUGCUAAGAUUGAUAUAGCACAAAAAAUUAAACCUGAUGCUAGGAAUGACAUAAACAAAGCUAUAGAUGUUGCAACACAAUACAACGACAACAAAGUAGUGGAAUAUUUAAGGUUGUGUUUGGACGUGAUAGACAAAAUAGAAUUUGACUUGCAUGGUCCACGGGUCUUAGAACGGCGUAAAAACAAUAUUCUAAAAAUUAUGCAAAGCGAUAAAAUGAAAGAAGAAUUCAAACACUUGUUUUCACAAAUAAAAAUGCAAAGGCCUGGUAGGAGGAUGACACUUGUACCAGGUAUGGACGGGUACGAAGAGAAAAAGCCACAAAAACAUACUUCUGGCACAACAGGUAGUGAAAGUUCUCCGCCGCCACCAAGAAGAGCUUCUUUGAGCGUGAGAUCAAGACCACCAAGUGUCCAUGCCCUUAAGCUGAAGAAAACAAUAAGUGUAAGUGAAUACUUGGAAAUGAACCCACUUUGAAUUAUAAAUUUUAAUCAUAAAAAUCAUUGUAGAUUAAUUUGUAAAAUAAAUUAUUGGCCAAGAAA
Diabrotica virgifera virgifera (western corn rootworm) is the source of this 2267-nucleotide messenger RNA. RefSeq names its product outer dynein arm-docking complex subunit 4-like. The record is from RefSeq and is a predicted model, not a curated record. Bases 97 to 2202 code for a protein of 701 amino acids. Gene Ontology annotation, molecular function: protein binding. Lineage: Eukaryota; Metazoa; Arthropoda; Insecta; Coleoptera; Chrysomelidae. The transcript is spliced from 8 exons.